AUGCAUUUUCUCUUUCUCAGAUUCUCUCUCUCUUUCUCUCUCUCUCUCUCUCUCUCUCUUUAUGUGCCUUUUUCUUUGUUUUCAUUCUUUUUCUACCGUUCUUUUCCCCUUCUUUCUUUCUUUCUUUCUUUCUAUUUUCCCUUUCUCUAUCUAUCUAUCUAUCUAUCUAUCUAUCUAUUUUCUACCUCUCUCUAUUUCCCAUGCUCUUUCCCUUUUUUCUUAAUAUUUCUUUUUUAUUUUAGUUUUCGAUUUUUUUUUUUUCAGUUUAGAUUUCUUUCUUUCUCCCGUUUCAUUCAUUUAUUCAUUAUUUCUUUCUUUCUUUUUCUUUUCUCUCUCUUUCUCACAUUUCUUUCUUUCCCGCCUUUCUUUCAUUCAUUUCUUUCCCUCACAUUUCUUUCUUUCUUUCUUUCCGUCUUUCUUUCUUUCUUUCUUUCUUUCUUUCUUUCUUUCUUUCUUUCUUUCUUUCUUUCUACGCCUUUCUUUCUUUCCCUUUUCUUUCUUUCUUUCCUUUCUUUAUCCCUCCCACCCAGCUGCUUACCAACACCACCAACAAAUCCACCACCGUCUCCCUUUUACUCCAAACUUCCUCCCCACCCGCCAUUCGCAUUCUCCCCUCGCAUUGACAAUAUGUAUCUUUGCAAUUCUACACCUUUUAUAACUAAUGCCAUUUUCUUUUGGCGGGGAAAGAGGGGGCGAUGGUUGAAAACGGGGAAGACAUGGAGAGUGGUUGUAGAAGGAGAAGAAUGA
Acanthosepion pharaonis is the source of this 747-nucleotide messenger RNA. Lineage: Eukaryota; Metazoa; Mollusca; Cephalopoda; Sepiida; Sepiidae. The record is from the annotation of a GenBank genome assembly.